Molecule: messenger RNA, 3152 nt
Organism: Paecilomyces variotii
Lineage: Eukaryota; Fungi; Ascomycota; Eurotiomycetes; Eurotiales; Thermoascaceae
Product: putative cleavage and polyadenylation specifity factor, 73 kDa subunit
Exons: 5
Coding region: 327-2969 (880 amino acids)
Biological process (GO): mRNA 3'-end processing by stem-loop binding and cleavage
Cellular component (GO): mRNA cleavage and polyadenylation specificity factor complex
Molecular function (GO): 5'-3' exonuclease activity; RNA endonuclease activity; RNA binding
Source: RefSeq, a predicted model, not a curated record
CGGACAGUAGAAGAGAAACAGGACUGUGUUUGGAUUGUGCCUUUGUCACUGAUAUCAAGUUGGGACGACGGCAGAAGCUUGCGGUGUUACGAUACAUUGUGCAACAUGUGCUGAACUCUUCCCAAUGGCUUCUUUGACCCCAUGAUGCUGACAUCGAGAUCGCGCUCGAUUCACAUCUGACAUGCUACGAUACUGGUAGCUUGGCUAUAAUCUCUUGUAGCUUUUCACUUACUCGUUCAUCUAUCUAUUUGCCCCCACAUACUAUACAGACGCAAGAAAAGACAGCUCUUUCGAUUUGACAUCUAUUUUCGCAGUGUUGGAUUAUCAUGGCGGCAAAGCGGAAAGCCUCGGCCAUGACGGCCACGGUGGACGAGGAGCCUGUCGACCCUUCAGAUGAGCUAGCCUUCUAUUGUCUGGGUGGUGGAAAUGAAGUUGGCCGUUCUUGUCAUAUAAUUCAAUAUAAGGGGAAAACUGUCAUGCUUGAUGCUGGCAUGCACCCUGCAAAAGAAGGCUUUGCCUCUCUUCCAUUCUUCGACGAGUUCGAUCUCAGCACAGUUGACAUACUCCUUAUCAGCCAUUUCCACGUCGACCACUCCUCUGCCCUCCCCUAUGUCUUGAGCAAGACAAACUUCAAAGGCCGUGUCUUCAUGACGCAUGCAACCAAAGCAAUCUACAAAUGGCUUAUCCAAGACAACGUCCGAGUCAGCAAUACAUCUUCAUCAUCAGACCAACGGACGACACUAUACACAGAACACGAUCACCUGUCGACCCUGCCCCUAAUCGAGACAAUUGACUUCAACACGACCCACACAAUAAACAGUAUCCGCGUAACUCCUUUCCCCGCUGGCCAUGUCCUCGGUGCUGCUAUGUUUUUGGUAUCCAUUGCUGGGCUCAACAUACUUUUCACUGGCGACUACUCUCGAGAAGAGGACCGCCAUCUGAUACCUGCAGAGGUUCCCAGAGGCGUUAAGAUCGAUGUUCUCAUUACGGAAUCGACAUUCGGUAUCUCAUCGAACCCUCCUCGACUAGAGCGUGAAGCAGCUCUUAUGAAGACAGUCACUGGUGUUUUGAACCGAGGAGGCAGGGUUCUCAUGCCUGUGUUUGCUUUGGGUCGUGCACAGGAACUACUUUUGAUCUUGGAUGAAUACUGGGAGAAGCACCCAGAGCUCCAGAAGAUCCCUAUCUACUAUAUUGGAAACACAGCACGUCGCUGUAUGGUUGUCUAUCAGACCUACAUUGGUGCCAUGAACGACAACAUCAAGCGUCUUUUCCGUCAGCGGAUGGCAGAAGCGGAGGCCAGAGGCGACAAGAGCGUCAGCGCGGGGCCUUGGGACUUCAAAUUUGUUCGCAGUCUAAGAAGUCUGGAGCGUUUUGAUGACGUCGGUAGUUGCGUUAUGCUAGCUUCUCCUGGUAUGCUCCAAACCGGAACAAGUAGGGAGCUCUUGGAAAGAUGGGCGCCUAGCGAACGAAAUGGGGUUGUUAUGACGGGUUAUAGCGUUGAAGGAACUAUGGCUAAGCAACUUCUCAAUGAACCGGAGCAGAUCCCUGCAGUCAUGUCCAGGACGGCAGCCUUGCCUGUCCGAGGUCGAGUCCCGACUGCUGGUGAUCAGGAGCAGAAGGUCAUGAUCCCGAGAAGAUGUACCAUUGAUGAGAUCAGUUUCGCGGCACACGUUGAUGGCGUGGAGAAUCGGAAUUUUAUCGAAGAAGUCGCUGCUCCUGUUGUAAUCCUGGUACAUGGCGAGAAGCACCAAAUGAUGCGUCUUAAAUCCAAACUCCUCAGUCUUAAUUCCGAGAAGACAGUGAAGGUUAAGAUCUACACGCCUGCCAACUGUGAAGAAGUACGCAUACCUUUCCGAAAAGACAAGGUCGCCAAAGUUGUCGGCAAGUUGGCGGAGAUCACUCCCCCAUCAGAACAAGAUGAUGGCCGUCUGAUGGCGGGGGUCUUGGUUCAGAACGGAUUCAACCUGUCGCUGAUGGCGCCUGAUGACCUCCGCGAGUAUGCGGGCCUGACAACAACGACCAUUACCUGCAAGCAACACAUCACGCUUAGCUCAGCAAGCAUGGAUUUGAUAAAAUGGGCCCUUGAGGGCACAUUUGGUGCGAUAGAAGAGAUCGGUGUCAGCCACCAGGAGCUGGCUAAAAAGGAAAACGGAGACGAUUCAAUCAACGGCAAAAACGGUCACUUGGAGAAAGUUGAGGCUGCUGACGAGGAAAUCCCUCACGAAGAGGACCACGCAUAUCUUGUGAUGGGCUGCGUGGUUGUCAGAUAUAUGGCCCGCACUCGUGAGGUCGAGCUGGAGUGGGAGGGUAACAUGAUGAACGACGGGGUAGCUGAUGCAGUUAUGGCCGUGCUUCUGACAGUCGAAAGCAGCCCUGCUUCCGUAAAGCAGUCCAGCAAGCACAACCACCAUAGCCAUGAUGUUCCACUUCCCCCGAACCCACACUCGAAUCUUGGCCCAGAAGAGCGUUUUGGGCGCCUCUUGAUGAUGCUAGAAGCACAGUUCGGAUCAGACAUUGUCCCAAUCGAACGUCCUCGUCUCCCUAAAGACCUGUCCGCUGCAAAGAGCCAGGAUGGCGUGUCGACACCUAGCGCCAUUAAGACCGAACCCGGCACUGAAACUCCAGCCUCCAAUGCGGAAGAACAGGAGGAAGAAGAGGAAGAAGAUGCUGAAGAUGUCGCUGAGGCCGAGGCAGCAGAGCUCGCUCGCCUAAAUGCUCUCGGAAUCCCCUUCCCCGGAAUCGAGAUCAAGGUCGAUAAGCACGUCGCUCGUGUCUGGCUGGAGGAUCUAAAUGUCGAAUGCUCCUACGCCGUAUUGAGAGAUAGAGUGAGGGUUGUGAUUGAGAGAGCGGUAGAAACCAUCGCUCCCAUGUGGGCUGAGGGACCACCGUCUGCUCCUACAACCAACGGGUCUGGACAGGGUUCCAUGAAUGAAACUAAGGCAGGCGUUGAAGUCAGUGCGAAGGCUUGAUGGACGAAUGGAUGGAUAUCAUACAUGGAAGGUUUAAUACUCUUUGUAUUACUAUUGAUGUGAAAUCUGCUUCUUUCUUUUCCUUCUUCCAAUGUCGCUUUCAUGAUGAGGGCCUCACCCUCUAUGGCGGAUUCUGAUAAUAUAAAAGAGUACUGGUAAAAAAAAUACUUCAAUUUUCUCCGU